Colletotrichum acutatum is the source of this 1557-nucleotide messenger RNA. Its product is annotated as 1-aminocyclopropane-1-carboxylate deaminase. The record is from RefSeq and is a predicted model, not a curated record. Gene Ontology annotation, biological process: amine catabolic process. Bases 462 to 1499 code for a protein of 345 amino acids. NCBI's taxonomy places the organism in Eukaryota, Fungi, Ascomycota, Sordariomycetes, Glomerellales, Glomerellaceae. Gene Ontology annotation, molecular function: D-cysteine desulfhydrase activity; pyridoxal phosphate binding; 1-aminocyclopropane-1-carboxylate deaminase activity. The transcript has 2 exons.
AGAAACUCAUCGUGAGAGUGAGCCCGCCUUCAAUUGAGCAACUCACUGAGGUCACCAUUCACUCAUUCACAACAAACAGGAAUACUUCGAUAAUCGUUUGUCUCAAUCGCAUCAAGCACACUCAAAUCAAGCGCAAUCAACAUCUCUUAUCGCCAAAUUGCCCCGCGAUCUCGUUGCAGAUAGCAGGUGGACCACUGCACCGUCCCCCUUAUCCACCCGCCCGCGGUGAGCCCGCCCGAGUCAAGCCCGCCUCUUGGCUUCAUCCCAUCCGACGUCGCUCCUCGUCACAUUACACAUACAACGACUCUAUUAUUAAAGACGAGCCCUGUCCUCGCGUUCCUUCACAAUGUCUCUCUUGUAUCGUAUUCCUCUCUCAGUAUUGCUUCUCUUCGCCACUUGAUACCCCUCCCUUUCCAAGUAGACUUAUUUACAUCACCCAACACCACACCCAAGAACUCAAGAUGGCGGCAGUCCUCCCCGAGCCCUUUGCGAGCAUCCCUCGCGAAAACUUCCUCUUUGGCCCCUCGCCCAUUGAGCCUCUCCCCCGCAUCUCCGCCGCCCUCGGCGGAAAGGUCAAUGUCUACGCCAAGCGCGAGGACUGCAACUCUGGUCUGGCCUACGGCGGUAACAAGACCCGCAAGCUUGAAUAUCUCGCCUCAGACGCCCUUGCCCAAGGCUGCGACACCCUCGUCUCCAUCGGCGGCGUGCAAUCAAACCAUACCCGCCAAGUCACCGCCGUCGCCGCCAAACUCGGCCUCAAGGCCGCCCUCGUCCAGGAGAAGUGGGUAGACUGGACCGACCCCGUUUACGACAAGGUCGGCAACCUCCAGCUCUCGCGCCUCAUGGGCGCCGACGUCCGUCUCGACCCCUCCACCUUUGGCAUCGAGCACAAGAACACCCUCGCCAACCUGAAAGAAGAACUCCUCGCCGCCGGACGCAAGCCGUACUACAUCCCCGCCGGAGCGUCGGACCACCCCCUCGGCGGCCUGGGCUUCGCGCGAUGGGCUUUCGAGGUGCAGGCGCAGGAGAAGGAGUUGGGCGUGUUCUUUGAUACGGUUAUCGUGUGUGCGGUUACGGGGUCGACCAUGGCGGGUAUGGUUGCGGGAUUCAAGCUCGCGGAGAAGUUGGGAGGAAAGAAGCGCAAGGUUAUUGGCAUUGACGCCUCUGCGACGGUGAAGCAGACGUUCGAUCAGGUGCUGCGCAUCGCCAAGAACACGGGCGCCAAGAUUGGUCUCGAGGAGGGCGAUAUCACCGAGGCGGAUAUCAUUCUGGAUGACCGGUUCCACGGCGGUGUCUACGGUAUUCCCGACCAGGUCACCAUUGACGCCAUCAAGUUUGGCGCCAGCACGGAGGGUUUCAUUACGGACCCCGUGUAUGAGGGUAAGAGUUUGGCGGGUAUGAUGCAGCUCAUCAAGAACGAGGAGAUUGCUGCAGGUAGCAAUGUCUUGUAUGCGCACUUGGGUGGCCAGCUGGCGCUCAACGCGUACUCUGGCAUGUAAACGAUUCUUGAUGUCUAAUGAUGAAGUUUUUAGAGUUUUGCAGAAAAUAACAAUACCC